AACCUGAGGAGUGUUUUUGUUUUUGGCGACGCGAUUGACGGAUCACGGGAUCAGGCAUAUGAGCUUUUUCCGCGUUCGGCGUCUGCUGGCCUAAAACAGCCACGGAAACGACGUCCACACGUUCCGUUGCCAACACCGUCCUUCUCGCGCCCCGUCCCGCCCCGUGCCGUGACCGUCUCCUCUAUAUCUCAAAGUCGCCCAGUUUGGGACAAGCGAGGCGACACCCGCCUGUUCGUCGGAUUGCGGCCGAGGAGGAUUAGGACGAAGACUGAUGACGUCGCUGCGACCGUUCGACCCCUCGCUCGCCGUGGCGGCGGCCUCCUCGAGGCCGUGGCGCGGGCUCGGCGGAGCCUUUGCUGCAGCCGUUGUACGGCGCCGCGGCCGGGUCGCUGCCCCGUGGAGACGCGCGUUCUCAUGCCGUGCGGGAUCCGCCGCUUCGGCUACAAAGAGAACAAAGGAGAAAAAACAAACGGAUCCUUUAAAGCAGGAUAUAGUGCGUCUUCAUGUUCGUCUGGAUCACCAGGUUAUGUUUGGUGAGCAUGUUGGCAUUAUUGGUUCGACAAAAGAGCUUGGCUCAUGGAAGAGUCAGGUUGAUAUGGAUUGGACACCAAAUGGUUGGGUCUGCCAGCUUGAUGUCCCUGGGGAAGCACUUCUGGAGUUCAAGUUUGUGAUAAUUUUGAAUAAAGGCAAGGACAAAAUAUGGGAGGAUGGUGAUAACCGUGUAGUUAAUUUGCCAAAAAAUGGUUCAUUUGAUAUGCCAUGCCACUGGAAUAAGACAAAAGAGCCUUUAGAUCUUUUAGGAUCAUCAGAGAUUAAGUUGUCUGGAGAUACUGAGGUGAUAGGUGAAGAUGCUAAACUAUCUGAAAAUAUUGCUCUAGAAGAGAUGGGGAGUAUCUGCAACGCUGGGGUUGGCGAUCUGACACCAAAACACGAGUCAAGCACACUUGGUGGCCAAUGGCAAGGUAGUGAUACAGUUUUCAUGCGGUCUAAUGAGCAUCACAAUACUGAGAAUUGUAGGAAGUGGGACAUGACUGGGCUUGAUGCAGUAUCGCUGAAAUUGGUGGAGGGUGAUAAAGCAUCAAGAAACUGGUGGCGGAAGUUGGAGCUUGUCCGUGUGCUCUUGUCUGAAUAUGUUCAAGAUCAGAGUCACUUGGAGGCUCUUACAUAUUCUGCUAUAUAUCUAAAGUGGAUAUAUACUGGUCAAAUACCAUGCUUUGAGGAUGGUGGUCACCAUCGACCCAAUAAACAUGCUGAGAUAUCUAGGCAAAUUUUUGGUGAAAUUGAAAGGAUAUACUAUGGAAAAAACACAUCGUCUCAGGAUUUGCUUGUGAUACGCAAGAUUCAUCCUUGUUUACCUUCAUUUAAAUCAGAAUUUACUGCCUCCGUUCCUCUAACACGAAUUCGUGAUAUUGCUCAUCGUAAUGACAUACCACAUGAUCUCAAGCAAGAAAUCAAGCAUACUAUACAAAACAAGCUUCACCGGAAUGCUGGCCCUGAGGAUCUUAUUGCUACUGAAGCCAUGCUUGCUAGGAUUACUAAGACUCCUGGAGAGUACAAUGAAGCUUUUGUUGAACAAUUCAAGAUAUUUUAUAGUGAACUAAAAGAUUUCUUUAAUGCUGGCAGUCUACUGGAGCAACUGGAAUCUAUUGAGCAAUCUUUGAAUGAGUCUGGCUUAGAAGCUCUCUCAUCCUUUCUGAAAACCAAAAAGAAUUUAGACCAACUGGAAGAUGCAAAAGAUUUGGAUGAAAAUGGCGGCGUUCACGUUUUGCUGAAGACCUUGCUGUCAUUAUCUUAUCUAAGAUCAAUUCUAAUGAAGGGUCUGGAAAGUGGCCUUAGAAAUGAUGCUCCAGAUAGUGCUAUUGCAAUGCGACAAAAGUGGCGUCUUUGUGAAAUUGGGCUUGAGGAUUAUUCGUUUGUAUUGUUAAGUAGAUACAUCAAUGCUCUUGAAGCUUUAGGUGGAUCAGCUUCACUUGCAGAGGGUCUUCCUACAAAUACAAGUCUAUGGGAUGAUGCCCUUGAUGCCCUUAUCAUUGGCAUAAAUCAAGUUUGCUUUUCAGGUUGGAAACCAAAUGAGUGUUCUGCAAUAGUGAAUGAGCUUCUUUCUUGGAAGCAGAAAGGUCUAUCUGAAUUUGAAGGCAAUGAGGAUGGAAAGUAUAUUUGGGCACUGAGACUCAAAGCCACUCUUGAUAGAACAGGAAGACUAACAGAAGAAUACUCUGAAGCACUUCUUUCAAUAUUCCCUGAAAAAGUCAAGGUUCUUGGGAAAGCCCUUGGAAUACCCGAGAACAGUGUCAGAACAUACACUGAGGCUGAAAUUCGUGCUAGUGUUAUUUUUCAGGUCUCGAAACUUUGCACUGUACUUUUAAAAGCAACUCGAGCAGUUCUUGGGUCGUCUGUGUGGGAUGUUCUUGUUCCUGGAGUGGCCCAUGGAGCCUUGAUACAGGUUGAAAGAAUAGCUCCUGGAUCAUUGCCGUCAUCCAUGAAAGAACCUGUCGUGCUAGUUGUAAACAAGGCAGAUGGAGAUGAAGAGGUCAAAGCUGCUGGGGAUAACAUAGUGGGCGUUGUUCUUCUACAAGAAUUACCUCACCUAUCACAUCUUGGUGUUAGAGCUCGUCAAGAGAAAGUUGUAUUUGUAACUUGUGAAGACGAUGACACGAUUAAAAACAUGAGGUUACUUGAGGGAAAACAUGUCAGGUUGGGUGCAUCAUCCAAUAAUGUUGAUCUUUCAGUUGUAUCAAACAAAGAUGACUGUGCUGCCAUGUCUUCAGAGCCAUCCGCUGGAGGAGAUCUAUUUGCACAGCAAUUCUCACUAUUGACUACAGACAAGAAGUUAGAAUUGUCUGAGGGACCUUCACUUCAGCAAAAGAGCUAUACUUCCGUAGCAAAUGGUAUGUCUGGUGUGCUCGAGCUUUCAGAGGCAUCGAUUGAAUCAUCUGGUGCAAAAGCUGCUGCAUGUGGAACUCUUUCGGUUCUUUCCUCAAUGUCAAAUAAAGUUUACAAUGACCAAGGAACUCCAGCAGCAUUCAGAGUUCCUGCAGGUGCUGUGAUUCCUUUUGGAUCCAUGGAGGACGCCUUGAAGAAAAGUGGAUCACUCAAAUCCUACACUAAUCUUCUAGAGAGGAUCGAAACAGCUCAAAUUGAAAAUGGUGAACUUGAUAGCCUAUCCUCGAAGCUUCAAGCAACUGUUUCACUUCUUUCUCCAUCGGAAGAAAUCAUUGAAUCUUUGAAGAAAACAUUUGAUCAGAAUGUUCGACUAAUUGUGAGAUCUACUGCUAAUGUGGAGGAUUUGGCUGGAAUGUCUGCUGCUGGACUCUAUGAAUCAAUUCCUAAUGUCAGUCUCUCUGACCCUAGAUCCUUUGGAGCUGCGGUUGGACAGGUUUGGGCAUCAUUAUACACAAGGAGAGCAAUCCUUAGCCGUCGAGCAGCCGGUGUACCUCAGAGAGACGCAAAGAUGGCGGUUCUCGUGCAGGAAAUGCUGCAGCCAGAUCUCUCUUUUGUGCUUCAUACAAUUAGCCCAGUUGACCAUGAUCCCAAAUUAGUAGAGGCUGAGGUUGCCCCUGGUCUUGGAGAAACCCUCGCUUCUGGUACCCGUGGCACUCCAUGGAGACUCUCAUGUCACAAGCUUGAUGGCAAAGUCACAACUCUAGCUUUUGCGAAUUUCAGUGAAGAGCUUAUGGUGCUCAACUCUGGCCCUACCGAUGGUGAAAUGAGUCGUAGGACCGUAGACUACAGCAAGAAGCCGUUAUCUGUUGAUGCAACCUUUAGGGAGCAGUUUGGUCAGCGCCUUGCCGCCAUUGGACAGUAUCUGGAACAGAAGUUUGGAAGUGCCCAAGAUGUGGAAGGUUGCCUGGUUGGCCCCGAUAUAUUUAUAGUUCAGAGCAGGCCACAACCACAAUAAACAAAAAGUUUUGUGUGGUUACCUGGCUAGCUGAAUAAAAAUGGAUACUGGCUGAAGAAAUAUAUGGACUUCGUAGCACGCGUAGCAGUGAUCGAGUCUUUUUUAAUAUGCUAUCUCAGGUAAAAUAAUAAUUUAUUGGCACAGGUUUAGCCAUUCACUAACUUGUAUCAAUUUUGUGAACUAAAGAACUUACUAUUACAUGUGGGAGCCACAUGCUAUUCUAUUUCGAUGGUACCUAUUUUUUCGACUGUUUGAAAA
This is a messenger RNA of Zea mays, 4156 nucleotides long. RefSeq lists its product as uncharacterized. Gene Ontology annotation, molecular function: starch binding; ATP binding; kinase activity. NCBI's taxonomy places the organism in Eukaryota, Viridiplantae, Streptophyta, Magnoliopsida, Poales, Poaceae. Gene Ontology annotation, biological process: phosphorylation. Bases 272 to 3898 code for a protein of 1208 amino acids. The transcript has 19 exons. The record is from RefSeq and is a predicted model, not a curated record.